AGGCCUUAAAAUGACGGUCACACUGCCUCAAACAAACAAAAAAUAUAAACAAAAUACUCCAUUUAAAGUAAAAGUUAGGAAACAAGGGAUCUGGCAUGGACAUCUUCGAGAACCUUUGCCGAACGUGCGGCAACGAGUGCCUGGACCUAUUGAACAUCUACGAGGUCAGCGUUAAGGCUCUGGAUAAGACAGUGUUCGUUGCGGAGAUGCUCUCCUCCUGCCUACCCACCGGCUUUCCGGCACUUCAGCCCACUGACGCGUAUCCCAAGCUGAUCUGUCGCAUUUGCUUGAAGAAACUAACCCUGGUCUACGAGUUUAACCAGCAGUGGGUGGGUGCCCACAGCGAGUUCAAUGUGGCGCUCAAAUUUGAAGAGCGGCGAAAGCGCAGCCUGGCCAGCAAAUCGCAGGACUUGAAGGUACCGGAGUUACUCAAACCCCGGGAAGUUCCUGAACUUCCCAGGAUAUCGCCCGAGGCUGGUGGGGCGAAAUCCAGGUCAAUGUUUAGUGCAAAAGGAUUAUAAGCCGCGCUCAAGGAUUAUAAAAACAAAACGUACACAUGCCAGUGUGGUCGAUAGUAUCCUUCCUUUUCACUCUGCCCCAGAAUCUUUCCACAUGAAGAAUUUCGCCUCCUGACUUGUAGCUAUCUCUCUCUCUUUCAGAGGCAGUGUGUUAAUUUUAAAAAUAAAUUUAAAAUUUGAGGAUCAUUGACAGACCUUUUUUUUUUACUAAUAUUAACUACUCCGAGUAAUUUUGAACUUUAGCUAGAUUUAACAUUGCCUUCAAAAGUUAAUGUUACAUUUUAUCCACAUUUUCUUCUUUACAGGUACUGUAACUUCUACCGAGGAUGCCAAGCCCCAUUUCAAGUGUACCAGCUGCGAUGAAUCCUUUCUCACGGAAAAGGCUUGGUGGUUUCAUCGCAAUUUCUCUCACAAGGGUCUCUAGCACGCAACAGAGACUUUAGGAUAGUUAAGAAAUAUAACUCAGGAAAAAAGUUGA
This is a messenger RNA of Drosophila kikkawai, 996 nucleotides long. RefSeq names its product Dorsal interacting protein 1 (gene Dlip1). Gene Ontology annotation, cellular component: nucleus. Gene Ontology annotation, molecular function: zinc ion binding. The record is from RefSeq and is a predicted model, not a curated record. NCBI's taxonomy places the organism in Eukaryota, Metazoa, Arthropoda, Insecta, Diptera, Drosophilidae.